Messenger RNA from Candoia aspera, 9760 nucleotides. RefSeq names its product synaptopodin (gene SYNPO). Gene Ontology annotation, biological process: modification of dendritic spine; positive regulation of actin filament bundle assembly; spine apparatus assembly. The record is from RefSeq and is a predicted model, not a curated record. The transcript is spliced from 3 exons. Gene Ontology annotation, cellular component: stress fiber; Z disc; spine apparatus. Gene Ontology annotation, molecular function: actin binding. NCBI's taxonomy places the organism in Eukaryota, Metazoa, Chordata, Lepidosauria, Squamata, Candoiidae. The coding region runs from base 345 to 4049 and encodes 1234 amino acids.
UUGAUAAGGAAAAUUCAGUCAGAAGCUCUCCUUUAUUCAUCUGAAUAAUUAAAUGCUGCAAAGAAAUGAGAGAGAAGUAAGGCUGUUUUCCACCACUUAAGUUCCACCAUUCCUUUUUGGAAGAAGAAAUGCAGUGUGUGUUCUUGGUGCCAUCCUACCCUAUCCCUGCAUUUAACAGCUUUGUGGUCAGGCUGGUGAGAGGCUUACUGCACUGAAGUGCUCUGGACAUAAGUUGCUCGCCUGCCUUCCCAGGCAAUCCCCAAGGAACCUUGGAAAUUACAGAGGAUUUCUUCUGAGGAGGAAUAGAUCUAUCAAGCACUGAAUAUUAUCCAAUAAGAGGCAAAAUGCUAAAGACAACCGUACUGCUACCUUGUCUCCAGCCUCAGUCCAGCUGUGCAGUAUCCAGCAGAGCCAACCCAAAUACUCACAUUAUUAAGAAGUCCAAGGUCGACACUGCAGAAGGCAAAAGCUAUUUGGCAAGGCUGCAAGGAAUGGGAAAUGAUAGUGGUCAUGGAGAGCAAGAAUGGAAAGAGCCAGCCGGAGAAAAUCUCCAGAGGGAGCCUUGGAGAGCCAAUGGGGAUGUCCUCCCCUGCAAAAGCAAUGACAAUAGGCUGGUGUCCGAUGAGACACGAGACUCUCUGUGGCCUGUUUCUGAUGAGAUAGAUUCUGGGAUUAGCAACAGGGAUGAUCAAAGUCAAGAAUGGAAAGUGGUAAAAGUGAAACGAGUUCUGCUUUCUCCUGCUGAUGAACCUCAGAAAGCGAAUAUUUCAAGAAGUGCAAGCCUUUCUGAAACAGAGCUGAAGGAGGCAAAAGCUAGGAGCCAGAGAAUUGUUGCUCAGCUGACAAAUCCACCAAGUUCCAAUUCCAAAGGGGUCCUGCUGUUUCACAGGCGCAAGCAGCGAGUGAAUGCAUUCACCUUAGGAGCCCCAAAGCCAACCAGCCAAGAACAAGUAGCUGCGGAGAACAACCCCAAAGCUAUCACUCACCAUUGCACUCUGAGCCAUGGGAAGGAAUCACAUCUGAAGCAUCUAAAACCAAACGGGGAGCUGAACGCAUCAUCCUGCAUCCAGAAUUUUGGACGCUGGGGGCAAAAAGUCACCAUGGAAAAAUAUGAGGAGAGUCUGGGUGUGGAACAACCCCUAGAUAACGCACAGGGCCUUCCAGGGAAUAAAGAAAACAGUGAGAAGAUUCUUUAUUCAACUAACCCAAUGUUGUCCUCUAAAGAUAUUCCAGAUGAAGAAUUUCAGCAGAUCCCACUCAGCGUAUACCUUAAGGAGAAUACAGGGACAACUUCAACCAAUGGAAUGCAUGAACCUGUCACUGAGUUUAGAAAAGUGCCUAUUGGUGAGCAGGGACCAAUUCUGGGUAAUAUAGAAAACAUCCCACCUAGGGCUGAUGAUGUAGCCACCCCUAACGUUGAGAAAAAAGGUACCAUUCUUGAAAAAGAACUGUAUCUUCUGCAUAUGGAUCAGAAAAAUAAUAUUCUCGAUAACGAACCGUAUUUACCCAUAGGUAGUGAGAAAAACAAUAACAUCCCCGAUAAAGAUCUAUAUGCAGCUAUUAUUGAUAGGGAGAAUAAUAUUGUCCUCAACAAGACACUGAGUGAACCAGUCAAUGACAGAAAGGAAAAUGGAGAGCUUCCCUGCAAGGAACAGGAUGAGUUGGUCACUGGAAAUGAGAACAUUUUUCCUGCUGCUGACACCGAAAGAUCCACUGAUGUACGUUCUGAUGAAACCAGCACACAAAAUAAUAAGCAGUACUGUGAAGUGCGCCUGACUUUGUCUAAGCCCCAACCAGUGAAGAACCGAACUGCAAGACCUUUUGGAACUCAAUCACUGGCUAAAAUCCUCCCACCAGCAGAGAAGAGCCCAGUGGUGGAGCUUCCUCCACCGCCUACCUAUGCAGAAACAUUUUCCAGCCCCCCUCCAGUGACUAGGGUUAGGUCACCUCCAGCUUACUCAGCGCUGUAUCCUAGUCAAGAACAGAAAAUCCUGGUUCCCUCUGAAGCUAGGUAUAAAGACAGCAGCCCAGGACCUCAAUUCAGAGAGAAUAGAGCAUCACCUCCAGAUAAAACAGGCAUUCUGGAAGAAUCUGCAGCCCGCAGAGCAGCUAAGAAGUCCAUGUUCACCUUUGUUGAGAAGCCAAAAAUGGCUCCUAAUCCAGAUCUUUUGAAUUUAGUACAGACAGCAGAUAAUAAAAAGAAGCAGAAAGGACAAGGAGGAGCACUUCCUGAGGAUGAAUCAUUUGCAUUGGGUGCAGAUGCCUCUAACUUUCUAACUGAAGGUAGAUCAUUAGAUGGACACACUCAGACCCUUGCAGAUGCUCCACCAGAAUGGUCUUCAUGUUUAAGAUCACCAAAAAUACAUCCCAAGCCUAAAAUAAGCUCCAACCAAAGCCUAUCAGAGGCAAAAGGAAAGGGGGCAGAACUGUUUGCCAGGAGGCAAUCAAGAAUGCAGAAGUAUGUCAUUGAGGCCCCAUCACAUCCAGCUAUAGCUAGAUCACCUUCACCUACUAUGUCUCUUCCUCCAUCCUGGAAGUAUACUUCAGAAACUCAUCUUUCCCCUGUGGCAUUCCAACCUACACAAAAAAGUCCAUCAAGAUCUCCAAAAGGUCCUCCUGUAUCUUUCUACAACAGCAAUUUGAUAGAAAGAGAGCUGUCCAAAAAGGAGUUGGAAAUCUCCAAGCAACAGCCUUACCAACUUCAGUCUUCCUUGUUUAUUCGUUCCCCAGUCAAAGAGCCCAUGAGAUCUGUCGUCCCCGAAGCUGGCUAUAUGAGACAGGCUUCUUGCUCAACUUCACCUUUGCCACCUUCUGGUCUAUUGCACUCACCUGCCCAGUCCAGCCCAAGCAGAACAUUGCCUGCCCUCUUUGCUCCAUCGCCUGGAACUGUGUUUCCAUUGCAGAAGAUCAGAGCAAGUGCUGAAGCAUCACCAGAAGCAUCUUUUGAUUACUCUUCUAAAAUUUUGUCUCCAAGAGCUAAAGGUGUAUUCCAAGCUCCAAGGCCAUCUUACUCCACCAAGAAUGCAGGAAUUGAGCCUCAGGAGAGAAAAGCAUCCCUACCUGCUUCCCCAACAUGGACUCCACAGCUGAUAAGGCGACAGUCCAGCAGCUUAGAGGGCUGGAUGAGCCCAGCCCAAACUCCAGAAUCUGAGGAAGGACUUACUGAAGCCUUUCGAGCAGCCAGUGUCAUGACUCCACCUCCCCCCAUGUCUCCAUCAUGGAGCGAAAGAUCUCUGUCCCCAUUUCGACAGGAGAUUGACCCAAAGUCCAACCGGCAGAUGCAGGUGCUGUUGGCAAGAAAUAUCAUAAAUGCUGCCCGGAGAAAGAGCUCUUCUCCCAAGAUCACUGGGGUAGAAAACUUCAGGCCCUUCACUCCCCCUGUUGCUUGCCCCAAUGUGUCAUCCACUGGUGGAAGUCCUAAGAAUAUGGGUAAUCAUUCUCCAAGCCCACUGCAAUCACCCAAGCCAACGAGAAUGGAUGGAUACAGACGUGUCUCCCUCCCCAUCUCAGCUGCUCCACCACAGGCUAGUGCAUCAUCAAACAACAGCCCCAGGUUGCUAGGCAUCAAAUCUCCAACCUUUAAAAGCCCACUGCAAUCACCAAAAGCAGUGAGGAUGAAUGGAAACCAAUGCUUCAUGCUGCCUACCAGAACUGGAGCAUCCCAGUUCAAUGCUUCAACGAGCCAUAAUGGCCCAAGUACAAUGGGCACUUGUUCUGAACCCCACAAGGAUCCAGAGCCAGUUCAAAAAGCCACAGUCUUGGAUAGCCAUAGGAUCUUCACAUUGCCAGCCAACACCAGCAGGAUAUCAUGCACCAAUCCGAAAAACCCGGAUGCUGCUUCUCCCACUAUCCAAAGCCCCCUGCUGUCUCCCACAAUGAAGCGCUCCACUUCCAUGUCACCCACCAACUCCGAGGCAUCCAUGGACUCUGAUUGCUCCGGGGUCAAAUCACCCAGCAUCCGGAGCUUCAACAUUUGUCCACGGGGCUGGAAUGGCAGCAUGAGGCUGAAACGGGGAAGCCUCACAACAGAAGCAUCCUGUACCUCCUAAACAUGGGCCAAGAGAUGUGAAUCAAAAAAAAGUUGUGAAAGCUGUUGCCAAAAUAUUUAUGCAAGUCCAUACAUGCAUAAUCCUGCCAACCUAAUUAAGCCCCAGGAGGAGGAAGCGCAUCUGUGAAGAUGUAACACCUUCUCUCCAAGCCUGCCACUUCUCUUCUUGGGGACUUUAGAGAACAGAAUAGGACCUAUUGAUGAGAAACUCUUCUCUCACAACUGCCUGCCAAGGAGGAAAUGUGGCUCAGCCUCCACCCCUGCAGGAGAUCCAUUUCAACAAGAUCCUUGUUAGCUUUCUCCCCACUCUCUUUUGGGGAACAUGCUUGACUUUCCCAGGUUCUGCUUUCUCCUUCUCAGCUAGACUGGAGCCUCCAAGGACUUCCUUGCUUGGGGGAAAUUAGGAAGGAUCUGAUUGCUUUGGUUCCCUCUCUGAAAUAUCCUGUGGGAGAAGGACAUGGAGCCCACAGCAGAAUCCCCUAUGGACUCUCAGUGAGUGGACAGUGAGAGAGGAAAGCCAGCUUUAAGUCCAUGUUUCACUUCCAUGGAACAGUUGCUGUCGUUUUGCUCUACUUUGAUGGAGCUGAUUGUCAGUCGGCUUCCACUGCAACAGCCUGAAGGAAGGAAGGAAGGAAGGAAGCAGAAAAAAGAAUGAGCCAGAAGCCCACUCACAAGUUGUCCUUGGUGCCUCAUAUGCACGGGGUAGCUUUGCCUCCAAGUAUAAGAGCUGACUUUAUAUAAAUCAAAUGAAGUGAAGAAGGUUGUCUUGCAGCCUUUUGUUCUCUGGACGGCUGGGGCUGAGUCCCAAGAGGACGAAGGAUGGAUUCCAGCUACACUCCAAGUAUUCCUCCAUCCAGAUUGGAAGAUGCCACAUAGGAGUACAAAGUGCAGGCGCUUCCAAGCUUCCUGGAAAUGCCACCAAAGCCAGCCAAUCUGGGUUUGUGACAGUGAGGAUGCCCAGGGGUUUCCAGUUAACAUGCAGCAAUGGGGGUCUGUCCCCAGUGACCUCACAACCCUUGCCAUGACUUCAGGGACUGAGUGCACAGUGAGCAAUGGUUCUGGUACCACCAGUCACCAGGAGAGAGUUCUUCCAGUCUCUUCUACUGCUUCAUAGUUUACCAGAUACAAGAAGGCAGAGCUAUCUAACAUAGCCCUCUGGGCAGGAUUAACAAAGGGUAGUCACAACAUUCCUUGGUUAGUAAGCCCAAAGUAAUGCCCCUUCUGCCAACCCCCUUCAGGUAGGUGGAAGCUACCUCCAGUUGCUUCUUGCAUAAGGUUUGGAAAGCAAGAGAUGGAGAAGUAAGCUCAACCCCUGAAAGGGGCAGGAACAAUGUCCCAGCAAAGGAAGUUAUACCCAAGACUCCAGAGAAGUUCAGCAGAGCUGUCCCCUAACCACAGCAACCUAUUAGACACUUCAUGGGCCACUUGACUUUCUCCUGUAUCUAUCUCGGCCCCAGACGUAGAGGCCAAGGCACAGAGGCUGAAGCAAUAGCCUAACUGGGUGGAACAGAAUACAUGUUACAUGCAGAGAAUUCUCUCAUUUGCAUUCUGAGUAACAUUCCACACUAGGAAAGGAAAGGGAAAGUGAGGAGCUGUUGCCUAAAACACACAAAGGUACCAAAAUAUACAUAAGCCAGUGGGGUGGAAGAUCCUAUGUGGAUGAGCUUGCUCAGGCCCCAUUCCUUGCAAUCUACCAAGGACUGCCUAUCAAGGAAAAUAGCAGAUAAACCCAAUAGGCUAAAUUCCCUUCCAGUUUUCCUCUUUCCUCUCUCUUUGCCUUAUCCCCCAGUACUAUGCUCAUAGCAACAUCUACAAGGCAUAGUACUGUGCCUGGUAGCAGCAUCUAUCCACUUACUCCCUCUGUAUAACCAGACGAAACUCCUGAUCUACCUCUGCUGAGCAGCAAAGAAAAACACACCUUGUAUCAUCAUUGUCUUUAUUGUUCAGCAUCCAGAAUGAAGGAUUUCGUGAAAUGUAAGAUAUGCGUAUACGGGCACAUUUCUCCUCUGGGUGUUACACUGGACCUCUAUAACUGGCUUCAUUCAUUACAUUAAGCCACAAAGCAGUGUCCUUGGUUGUGUGAUGCGUGAGCCCAGUUUGAGUGUAUGAUAACUUGUUCUGUGCUGUACCUUGCCAUGAUCCUGCAGAGUAGAAGUGUUCAUCCUUGUUUGAAUGGAAGUGGCUGACUGGAGCAGGGUGGCUGGGGAAAUAGGUCUCUUCCCACUGAACAAAAUAAUUCAGACAAGUCAAGAGAAGAGACCAGGGGAGAGGAGUAGUUUAUACAGAUUCCACAGCACAAUUGUCCCUUGCUUUCCUUGGUGGUGUGCUUAUCCUGCCCUCUCCAGUCAUAGAAAUAGAAUAGGAAUUGCUCUGCAGUAUUUGUGUCCAAAGUCCCAGAUGAGUUACCUAUAAGAAUUCUAGGCAAAGAGAUAUUAACAAUGUGUUUUGUGAUCUGGAGUCUAGCCAGCGUGAGCAAAGUGGGCCCUGCAUAUGUAAAAUGUCCUCCACACAUGGUUUCCUCUUACCUCUCAGUUCUGGCCACCUAUGUCUUGCCCAUUUUCUCUCUGGCUUAUAUGCUGUGUGAUAUGGUGUCAUCUAGCUAAUACAUCAGCUGGCCUUGGCAUGGACUGUGUCGUAUCAGGUGUUUCCCUACUUGCCCUUCAUUCAGCAGUCACCCUCUAUUUUUAUCCUGUAACCUUUAAGAACAUUUAUUUAGUAUUAAUUCAAAUGGAGCCAUGGGCACCCUCAUCUUUGUUUUCUUCUGAUCAUGCAAAGCUUAUGUAGGAGAUGAGAUGGAGGAGGCUCUGGGCUGUGGGUACCUUGGAAACAUACCAGCAUAAACUCAGCCAAGCUUACCACAUAGCCCUUAUAUUACAUUUGCUUUAGCAGUAUAAAUUCCCUGCAGGAACAUUUUGAAGUUUUCCUUUUAAGGGUGAGGAGAAGUGAGAUACUGGGGCCAAGCUGGUCUAACAAGCAAACACUCCUGAAGUCUUGUGAAACUCAAGGCCUUCAGGUUUAUAUGAUAUACAGAGCAAAAGAAUCAGGAAAAAAUGGGAUUACUACAUCCAGGCAUUUUCAGAAAUAUGGAAAAUGUUUAUGUAGGGGAGGAAUCAUAGAUUACUGAUGGAGUAGAAAUGCUUGGCUUGCAGUAAAUUUAGUCCCAGCAUUUCCAACUCAGGCUGUGAAAGAGUCCAAUCUGAAGCUCUAGGGAGCAACUAUCAGUCACUGAGGUUCUUCCCCAGCAUACUGCCUUCUGACAUGUUAGACCUCAACUCUUUCAAUUCUCAGCUAGCUCAUCUAGAAGGGACUUGGUUGAGGAAGGCUUUGGUAAAUAAUCAUGAGCUUGACAAGCAUGUGGUUCCUAUGUGCACAUAUCAUGUUCACAUAUCAAGGUGACAUUUUUGCAUGGAAGCUUUAUAUAGUCAUUCAGCCCUAGUGCCCUUACUCUUCUCAAUCCAUGGUAGGAAGAGCCAGCCAACUCACAUCUAGACUUCCUCCUAAUAUCAUUUAGGAAUUUGGUCACAAAGCAAAAUACAGAUUCUCCUGCUGCUGGAAGGACCCAUCCUCUGCCUUGACUAAGAAGAGUGGAAGAAUUCAAAGAAUAAUAAAAAACACCCAGUGCUACAAAAUAGUUGCUACCCUGCCACUGCUUGGCUUCUUGGUACUUUGCUGCUACUCCGGUUUCCCCUGAGAAAUGGCAAGGGAGAGAAUCACACACUGAACCCUGCCACUAGGACACUAUCUGGCCAAAGCGAUCCAUUUCAUCCAACAGGCAGGGGGCAUAUGGAACAUCAAGGUGUCAUUCUCAGCACUAGGAGGACAGCCAACACGUUUAGAGAAACAGAAAAGGGGGGGGGGAGAGAGAGAGAGAUGACAAGGAAAGGCCAAUGGCACCCUCUAGGGCUUCAUGGCAUCAAGUGCAAGGUUUUAUCCUUAGAAGAAAGGGAAAAUAAAUCUGCCAUUGAGAACGCAGAGCUUAAGAGUAAGAUUGUUGAGAAGAUCUUGGUUAGUAAGAUGAAGGAAAUGCUGCAUGUCAAGUGUUAAGAGUACGAGAAGGUGUUCAAAAGAGGUAUCAAGAAUCUGUAAAGGCCAUUUUUCUCCCUGAUCCAUGAAAUCUUGGUUGCUGUUCACAGCUUAAGGAAGCAAAAGCAGAGCUUGGCCCAGGAAACUGAAAAACAUGAAAUAGAGUCUCAAGAGUCCCACCUUCCUGUUUUAUUCCAGGAACAAAGCCCCAUCUUCCCUUAAGUGGGGGACUGGUAAAAAGGCAGCCAUGAGGCACGCUUGUUCUUCUGAAUACUGGCAGUGUAAAAUCUCUGUGUCUUCAGAUUCUGUGUGUAAAUAGCAACUGGGACUUCUGUCAUGAUGACUCUGCAAUACAGUGGAUAUCCAUAUUUCCAAACUGUUAAGUUAAUGGAUGCAGUUUGAUAAUAUAUUAUGAUGCCUUUUCCCCUUUGGUUAUUUUCUAUUACGGGACUAGCUCAUUUAUCAGACAUGCCUUAUUUCACAGAAAUAUAUCCCAUGUGUACAGGGGGAUAGCAAGUUGACUUAAGGGCAUAUUAAAUAUUUGUAUGACCCCUCCCCUGCUAACUUAUAGUGCAAUCCUAUACAUAUUGUCUCAGAAGUCGCCUUUUCUCUAGUCCCCCAUACAGGUAUGUAAGAUUUCAUUCUACGAUAUUCAUCCACCACUGCCCUGUAUCUAAAGGAGAGGCCAUACCUACUUUGCACACACCUGAACUCCGUUUUUGCUGUGAGAAAUCCCAAAAGGCAGGAUUUAUUGCUGUGUUUUCAUGAGCAAAAUGGUUUCUUGAUUUAGAUCUGCCUGUACAGCAAAGGUGCAGUUUCUGUUCAUGUCACUGUUUUUCUAGGGUUGUCUUCCAGAAAAUAAUGCACAAAAGGUUGGAGGCAUUAUUAUCCUUACUCUAACAUGCUGAUUGUGUCAAAACUGAUGGCUGAGUUCCUCCGAAUCACAGAAGAAUUGAGCAGGUGGAAAGAUGUAGUUAAUUAAGGCUACAAUUCUGUACAGGUGGUCCUCAUUUAGCAAAUAUUGGUAUCAUUUAUAAUUUUAUUGAAUUUUAAAUUGUUUUUACUGUGAACCGCCCAGGGUCCCCCAUGUGGGGGAGAUGGGCAGUGAUAAAAAUCUGAUAAAUAAAUAAUAAAUAAUAAAAUAACUGCCUUGUUUAGCUACCAUUCGUGGUUACAAUGGCGAUGAAAAAGUAACUUUACAACCAAUCUUCGCAUUUACGACCUUUGCAGGUCUGUAAAGCAAAGGAAAAUUGAAGUAUGAUUGUAAGCACAGUUGCAGUUUCACUUAGUGACUGCUUUGCUUAAUAACUGAGUUGCUGGUCCCAAUUGUGCUUGCUAAAUGAGGACUACCUGUAUACACUUUGCUUGGAGUAAGGCUUUUUGAAAACCAGAGGACUUACUUAUAAGGAGACAAGGGUAAACUUGUACUACAGAUGAUGAUGAUGAUGAUGAUGCACUUAGGGGCCUUGGGGACAAUUUACACCUUUUUGACUUGUGAGUCAUCUUAUUUCUGAAUGUAUCACUGAGAGCAUGUAAGGCUUGCUGUAUCCCUUCAUCUGAUACUGCUUGCAUCAGCACCAUGCCAUACAUCUAUAUAAAAAGCUCCAAAAUAAAUCAGACAUUAGCCCAUACAGCCUGGUUAUCAAUCAUGCAUCAUUUUGGAAUUAAACUUUGUUAUGCCGAAAUACA